This is a messenger RNA of Mesorhabditis spiculigera, 4545 nucleotides long. NCBI's taxonomy places the organism in Eukaryota, Metazoa, Nematoda, Chromadorea, Rhabditida, Rhabditidae. The record is from the annotation of a GenBank genome assembly.
AUGUCCGACUUCAUCGACAAGCAGGCAGAAGAAUCGGAAAACUCGUAUAAUUCGGAGGAUUCCGAUGUCAGUGCCGGAGAAAAUCAGGUUUCCAAGAAAAGGAAGGCACAGGAGAGUAAGAAGCGCGACAAAAAGAAGCGGAAGAUCGUUUCUAGCAGCGAUGAAGACGAUUCCGACGAAGAUGAAGACGAGCAGGCUCGGGAAGAAAUGAAAAACUUCAUCAUCGAUGAUCCGGAAGAAGAGCAAAACGAUGAUGACGAAGUGCGUUCAGAGCGGGGCCGACGAGAAAGUGAAGAAGAACUUGAUGAUGACGACAUGGAGUUGCUCGAUGAAAAUCUUGGUCAUGAACGACGGAAGAAACGCGUCGUUGAUGAAGAUGACGACUCCGAUGAUGAUCGUACCAAAAUUGGACGCAAACUUUUCGGCGGUGACGACGACGUGGGUGAUGAACUUCCGGAGACUCGCGGCUCCUCAAGGAUUGCCCACGAUACGCACGACGAGCGGCAAGAAUAUUCCAGUGAGGAUGAAGACAACUGGAUCGUCGACGAGAAUCGCAAACCGCGACGCCGAGUACCCAAAGAACACGGAAUCGACGCAGCGGCAUAUGACGAAGCUCGAGAUAUUUUCGGAGAUUUCCGAUUUGACGAUGUUUUUGGAGAGGAGGGUCUAGAACAAGACGAAAUUUUCGACGAGGAAGAGGGAAUUAUUGAUGAAGAGGAGGCGGAGGAAGGCGGUCGGGGGCCCGCGAAUCAGCGUGCAGCUCGUCCUGAAGAGACCCUGCUCGGGAACAUUGAGCCUUCAGAACUUGCUAAGGGCUUCUUGACCGCGCAGGACCAAAAGAUCAUCGAAGAAGACUCCCCAGAAAGGUAUCAGACGCGCCGGAUACCAGUGACCCCGGCUGAUGAUUCCGAGAUCGAAGACGAGGCGAAGUGGAUAUGGAAAUACACUUUCGAUGAAAAGAACGCAAAGACACUUACAUGCCAGGAAACUUGCGUCCUCCAAGCAAUCAAAGACAUCCGGAAUGACCGGAAUUUGAGUACGGUACAGCAAAAUAGAGCUGUGGAGGACCUUCGGAAGCGUGGGACGAAAUGCUUGGCAGAACUGCUGAAGCUAAUCCGGAAUCAAUCUUUUGAGAUUUCUUUCAUCGCUUUUUAUCGCAAGGAAUUUAUCGACAGCAUGUUCUUGUUGCAGGAUUUAUGGCGGCUUGUUGAUAUGGAUGAGAAAUGGUGUCACCUCAACCAGCGCAAGGGAAAAUUACGCCAAUUGAUGGAGCGGAUGAAAGCCUACCAAGAGCAAACAGGCACAUUUACACGCAGACCCGUCACCGAAGCCGAUUUUCACGAGCUCGAUACCGUCGAAACGCCGGAGCAAUUGAGUGAUUGCCAAGCCCAAUUUGACUUGUAUUACGCAAAUGACGUGAACAAGCUGGCCGAAUGGGAAGCGGCACGUAAACUCGAGGAUAAAUCGGAAGAGGAAAAGCAGGAAAACGAAGUCAAACUCGACCUUUUUGCCACAAAGUACAAGGCCAGCAUUCGUAGCAACAAAUAUACGGCUUGUCUACAAAAUAACAUCCACGAAUUCUGCAAGCACUUUGGACUUGAACCCCGACAAAUCCAAGAAAAUAUCGAACUGGGAGGGGCGCGCCACGAGCCGGAAAAUGAGCGGGAACCUCCGGAAGUAGUUGCUGAAAGAUACGUUACCGCUACAUUCCCCACUCCCGAUGAUGUCAUCAGGGCCGCAGUGUAUAUGCUAUCAAAGGAAAUUUCUAUGUUGCCCAAGGUCAAAGAAAAUCUGCGGGAGCGCUAUCGUGCCGAUGUUGAAUUGACAACCUUCCCGACGGAAAAGGGUCGCAAAAUCAUCGAUGAUUCUCACCCUCUAUACAAAAAAGCGUAUCUGAAGAACAAGCCAAUUUCUCUAUUCGAAGAAGAUCAGUUCCUUUACUACCAUGUGGCGCGAAAGGAUGGAUUGCUCGAGCUACACCUGAACCCGACUCAAGGCCUUGUUUUGAUACAAAACUUCAUCAACGAUAACGUCUUCUACGUGGAUCGAUACGACACAGUCACAGAACAAUGGAACAAAUUGCGAUACCAGGUUCUAUCGGAAGCCGUAGACGAAAUCAUCAAACCGGCAUUGGACAGGGAAAUUAUCGAUAAAAUGGUUGACGAGGCCCGUGGAGGAGUCAUUCAGCAAAUCACCAACUAUAUGUACUUGAAAAUGCAACAUGGCCCCUACCUUCCCAAGCCACAGGAACGCGACGAAGAUGAUGACGACGACGACGAUGAGGAUCAUCUUCGGGUGCUUGGUAUUGCGUAUUCACAUGGGAUUGACGAGGCCUCGUAUGCAGCGCUUGUCAAUCAGGACGGUGUCGUGCUGACAUACAAACGGCUCACCCACUUCACGAAACGCGAGUUCCCCGGAAAUCCGCAAUCUGAAGGGGGACGGCUGAAGGCACAAGACAUCGCGGAGCUCAAGGAAUUCAUCAAACGACGCAAGCCACACUGCAUCGUCAUCGGUGGUGAUGACCUAGAGGCUCGUCGUCACCAAUUUGAUCUCCAGCGGCUCGUAGGCGAUAUGAGAGACUCAAUGGCCAUCCCUCAAGCCCCAGAUGUGUUUAUUGCCGAGAACAGCCACACAAAGGUCUACGGACAUUCGCAAAUGGGAAAGAAUGAAUUCCCGGAAUAUCCAGUGAUUCUUCGUGAAGCGGUUUCGUUGGCUCGGUAUGUGGCGGACCCGAUGGUUGAACUUUGUCACCUAUGGAACGACGAAGAAGACAUUUUAUGCAUGCAAAUGCAUCCGUUGCAAGGAGAGGUUGACAAGGGACUUCUUCGAGAAGCCGUUCGCAUCGAGUUCAUCAAUCGAGUAAAUGAAGUUGGCGUUGAUGUCAACAAAUGCAUGGAGUUUCCGCAUCAGCAAAACUUGCUCCAAAUGGUUUGCGGACUGGGCCCCAGGAAAGCAGCGCAUCUCUACAAAAUGCUUCGAUCGAUUAACGAAAAAUUGGAGUCGCGUUCAAACCUCGUGAUGUACUGCCAAAUGGGCCCCCGUGUCUUCAUGAACUGCGCUGGAUUCAUCAAAAUCAAUACUGCUAGGAUUUCCGAAAACACUGACAAGUACGUUGAAAUCUUGGAUGGAUCACGCGUUCAUCCGGAAACCUACGAAUGGGCUCGGAAAAUGGCCGUUGACGCCUUGGAGUACGAUGAUAUUGGUGAUCCAACGGCCGCGAUUGAGGGCAUCAUUCAAGCUCCGGAGAAGCUGAAGGAUCUCGACCUGGAGGCGUUUGCCGAGGAGCUGAAGCGCCAAAAUUUCGGGAAUAAGGAAACGACCCUCUACGACAUUCGCCGAGAAUUGAGUCUCCGCUAUGCAGAUUGCCGGCCUCCGAUGACUCCUCCUGAAGACAAGGUUCUCUUCAAAAUCCUCACGAAAGAGUCGAAAAACACCCUCUUCCGCGGCAAGUUACUGAUGGUCAAGGUCAUUGGUGUCGUCUACCGGAAACCUGACAUGAAUGAUCAAACGAAAGAUCCGAUCCGCCUCGACCGGACAAAUCGAUGGCUGUGUCAAUGGUGCUACACUAAGCAAUUUGACGACGUUGCCGAUCUCUACACACAUCUUGAUGAAGGCGAGUGUCCCGGAAGUCCUAAGGGCAUUCGAGUCAAACUCGACAAUGGGAUUGUCGGCUACAUUGCGAACAAGUUCUUGGCAACGAACCCAGACUCGUUCAGAAACCCUCUUGAACGCGUCAAGAUCGGACAAAACAUUCAAUGCCGUAUUUUGACGGUCGACCCUGACAAAUUCUCCGUAACUCUCACUUGCCGUUCGGCUGACCUCCAAAAUGAAGAGCUGCUUGAUAAGGAUGAAUAUUACGAUACUAAUGCUGAAGCCGAAGCUCAGAGGAUGGAUGCUGAGAAGACCCGGCCGAAGGAAAAGGUGGACGUGUUCACAAGAAACGUGGCCCAUGCUGCGUUCCGCAACGUUGGUUAUCGCGAUGCUGAGCGAGAAUUGUCCAUGGCAAAUCCAGGAGAAGCCAUUAUUCGUCCCUCGUCCAAAGCCCCAAAUCAUCUGACAUUAACUUGGAAAGUCGCUGACCAAGUUUACGCACAUGUUGACAUUAUUGAGGAGAACAAAAAGAAACACUACGAAUUGGGAAAGACGCUGAAGAUUGGAAAAGAGACGUACGAAGAUCUGGAUGAAAUCCUCCAUCGUUAUCUCCGGCCGAUGGCAGCCUACGCUAGUGACAUUAUGACGCACAAGAAUUAUUUAGCGACUCCAACGGGUGCCGACCGGUCGUUCGUCGAGGGGAAGCUCUUUGAAUCACGGACAAAAAAUUCGACGAUCCCCUACAUCUUCACUCCUUCAAUUGAAUUCCUCGGGAAAUUUCUGAUUUCCUAUCUACCACAAGUGAAGCCGCGUCACGAAUUCAUCACGGUCACCCCUGAUGGAAUUAAAUUCCGCAAUAUUUUCUUCAACAAUCUUGGUGACCUACUCGUCUGGUUCAAGCUGCACUACAAGGACCCACCAGCGAAUGCCCGUUAUCCCAAUGGCGGUCGACAU